Owenia fusiformis is the source of this 1951-nucleotide messenger RNA. Lineage: Eukaryota; Metazoa; Annelida; Polychaeta; Sabellida; Oweniidae. The record is from the annotation of a GenBank genome assembly.
UGUAUACUUUUGACCUGUAUUGUUGUCUUAUGAUUCUCCUAUGAUUUAUUACACAUACCAGCAGAGCACACAUUGCAAAUACAUAUAUUUAGUUCAUUUGGUUGUUAAAUAUGGAAAACUAUAAACUCAUAUUUGCUGCAGCUGAAGGGAAUCUAGAAACUUUGAGUUCUUUGCUAGAAAAGGGAGCUGACCCAGAUAUUUUUGAUGACACUGAGGGUCAUACAGGACUAAUAUGUGCCAGUCAAAAUGGCCACUUGGAUUGUGUCAGUCUUUUAUUGGAAUUCAAAGCAUCAGUUAAUCUUGUGGAAAAGCUGCCAUUGGUGUAUGGCAGUGGAGAUACUGCUCUUAUUUGUGCAGCUCGAGAAGGUCACACUGACAUAGUCACUGCAUUGAUUGCAGCAGGAGCUAAUCUGGAUAUCCAGGGGCUUGCAGGAAAAACUGCAUUGAUUGCAGCUGCUAUAAAUAACAAUCCAGCAUGUGUCGAAGUUCUCCUCAUUAACAAUGCAGAUUAUGAAAUAAAGAUGGAUAAUCAAUAUAAAAGUGAAGAUACUGCAUUUGAGCUUGCUAUUGCAAAUGGCAGCAAGCAGUGUGUUGAAGUCUUCAUUAAGCAUCAAAUGAAAUAUGAUGUUACAGUAGCCUUAUACACAGCUAUAAAGUACAACAGUCAAGAUAUCUUAGAUAUAUUGCUGAGACAUGAUGGGGAUCCAAAUGUGAUACACAAAGAUCAUUCUCUUUUAGCUCAUGCUGUUUUUAAGGCCUGUACUGCUGAAGAUCUAAGUGAGUCAAACAUGGCCUGUAUAUCAGCAUUAUUAAAGGCAGGGGCAGAUCCUAAUAAACAAACAAAACACUCUGACUUUACUCUCCCAUUGUCUUUGCAUGGAGGAAUACACACUGAAGUUCUACAGACAUUCAGAUCCACUUUGAAAAAGUUCCUAGGGAAUUACAUGACUAGGUGUAUGUACAUAUUGUCCCCUAUAUACAUUGCUUUACUUUGCUAUGCAUGUGAACUCCAGGCACGGAAACAAUUUCUGUUUCCUCCCGACAACAAGGAAAUAGGCUUACCAGUUGUUCUGAUGUUGCUGAAACACGGGGUGACAAUCCUUGAGGUGCCUCGCUGUCCUAAACAUGGUGAAGAAAUGUUCUACAUCUUACAUGCACUGUUGAUAAUUUUCUACCAAAAUCCCAAAAUGUAUAUUGGAUUCUUAAAUGCAGGAGCAAUAUACCGCUCAUGUAUAGAACUCCAUGUCAUCAAAAUGAAUUUCAGCCCAGACAUUUACAAUUGCUAUAGAUUGAAUCCAAGAAGUCACAUGGCUGUCUUGUUACCUGUUCAUACUGCAUUGUUAAAGCAAAUGCUCCCCAUGUCUGCUUAUAAGGAACAGAUUCAACAAAUGCUCCAUAGAUGUAAGAACAAAGACAUCAAGAUUGCUAUGGAGGAAGCCAUGGCUUGUGUUCCUUCACUGAAAGAUGUCACUAGGUGCUCUUUAUGGGACACCAUGUGGCCAAGAAAUGCAACUUUUAGCAAGCCUGAUAGUCCUCAAUAUGUUGACGUUAAGAAUGUGGUAGAUCAACUCCCAUUGCCAGAACAUCUUAAGAGGUACAUAUUGUACGAAGAUUAUCAACAAUUAUAUGAGGAUUUGACUAGUGAAAGCUCAAAUCUGUAACUUCAAAAAAUUGGGUGUGUCUAUUGAGUUCCGGGAUAAAGACCCCAAAUCAUGAGGAAGAAGAAAUCAAGGAUCUCACGCAUACAAGUCACUUAAGUCAUUACUCAAACAAAUAAUUAAUUAACAGGACAAUGUUGAGGAAUGAAAUCUCAUAAAUUCUUUUGAAACUAUUGAAUUAAUGCACAAUCUAAUUAAUAUAUACAGUUACAGGGUUAUAAGAGAGUGAAAUUAUACAAAGGUUUACCUUUGAUGGAGAUGAUCUUAAUCAUUCAUGCUAUUUCAUGGAGUUA